Messenger RNA from Rhinocladiella mackenziei CBS 650.93, 909 nucleotides. RefSeq lists its product as uncharacterized. NCBI's taxonomy places the organism in Eukaryota, Fungi, Ascomycota, Eurotiomycetes, Chaetothyriales, Herpotrichiellaceae. Gene Ontology annotation, cellular component: membrane. The transcript is spliced from 4 exons. The coding region runs from base 1 to 909 and encodes 302 amino acids. Gene Ontology annotation, biological process: carbohydrate transport. The record is from RefSeq and is a predicted model, not a curated record. Gene Ontology annotation, molecular function: carbohydrate:proton symporter activity.
AUGUCUUCGAGCAUAGGAGUUCUCGCUCGAGAUGAGUAUGACGCCGAUGUUCUUGAUGGAGUUUUGCUACACAAACCCUUUCUCGAUGCCGUCGGCAACCCCACGGAAGAGUGGGUAAUACCUUGGAUACCGAGUUCCUACAGUCUGUCUGUGUUCAUUACCUGUCUGAUUGUGGGGACUUUUGCAUUCCAAAUCGGUCGAUGUGAUACUCUUAUCUUGGGCAAUGUCGCUGCUGAUAUCGAGAUUGGAGAUCGAGAGCCGGCUAAUACCUUCAAUGCCAUUGCCAUCAUAUUGAUCGCUGGCGAGUGCCAAUUACAUUUCAAUGCAUCUUCGCCAUCAUCGCUGGAGGGUGCAUGUUCCUCCUUCCAGACACUCCUCGAUAUUAUUGCGAAGAACCGUCAUGCCAAGGGCGAUGCCGUUCUUGAGCGACUGAACGACGCUCCUAUCGACUCUGAAAAGGUCCAAGCCACCAAAAGAGAAAUUCUGCUAGCCAUCGAGGCAGAAGAUGAAGCAAAGUCCAGUCUUCAUUGGAGAAUGUUUCUCACUUCUAGCAUCAUUGACCGCACCCCCAUGAAGAUUAUUCGAAGCUUUUGGCUACCCAUGAUAAGAGAAUGGAUUGGAUCCGGCCCGAUAGCUUAUUUCACUUACUUUUUCGACAUUGGAUGCGUUCCUCUCUACGUCGCCAUUGAACGAAUCGGCCGCCGGCUGACCCUCAUGUACGGCGCCAUAGUCAUAAACGUCUUGGUCCUGAUCUUCACCGCGCUCCAAGCCAUGCCUCAUAUGACAUCUAUCCAAUGGGCAGGCAUUAGAAUCAUCUUCGUCUUCCUGUUCGUUUUCGGAUAUGCCCGGCAAAAGCUGCGUCUGGCCCUACCGCUCGGAAAUCGCGCUCUUGGAGCAUCGACAUACUGA